AUGUCCACUUUUGACUUAGGCGGUCGACCUUAUCGUUCUUCAGGAUCGGGAGCACAAGUAAUGCCUUUUGAACAUGCUAGAUUUCCUGUGUUUGAACUUUUUUAUAUGGUUCUAAUAAGAGUUUUUUUUGGAAAAACCGGUGAAGCAUUAAAGCGUAAACGUUCGUUGGCGAAACUGAUAAACAAGACUUCUUUUAAAGCGGAUGGUCACUUAUCCCAGUUUAUUCAAAAAUCCUCUCAAAAUUAUGUGCCUUCUGUAGACAGUGAUUCUUCUUAUGCCAUAGAGGUGAAAAAAGACGCAAGUCCGAUGAAAUAUGUUGCGGAAAAACAGCGUUUAUCUGAAAUCACAAGAGGGAAAGGUGGAGUUGCUGGCACUCGCAGUUGUUCAUCGAUCUCUUUCGGCGAAUCUAGAAAGUAUGGUGACAGAAAUAUACUCUUUUAUGAGCAAGAUGGUUCUGGAUAUGAAUUUCAUGGACAUGAUAUUAGAAGAACUAUCAAAGGGCUGGCAAAAAGAGAUAAACAAAAGAGGAUGUUAAAAAAGAAGUCGAGGACCUGUAUUGACAAAGAUGAACUUAGUUGUAAAGAAGAGAGCGAGAGCCUUAAAAAUAUAACUGUUAAUGAAAAUUUUUUGUUACGUACUGUGCCAAAGUAUAACUCACAAGAUACAAAUGAUUCUUUUAAAAACAACAUCUCUGCUCACAUCGAUGAGAAAAUCGGAGGAGAGAAUUGCGCUUUUGAGAAAAUUGAUCCUAACUGUGACAUUCAUAUUGCUCUUUUGACCGAAAAUUCUACAAGGAGAAGACAGUAUGAUUUGUUAGCUCCUCAGCAAGUAGAUGACUCUGUCGAUGGCAGUGAUUGCGGGGAUGCUUUGGAGUGCAGGCAACAUGGGUCGUUGGAUGACUUCGAAUAUGAGAAGCAGAAUGUGACGCAUGGCAGUGCUGAAUCGUCAGAAUUUUUAAACAGUGGGUCGGCAGCGUCCGUUACCUUCAAAGUCACUGAUAGCCAGUCUGUUAUCGAGGACGGAAGUGAAGUUUGCGUUACUUCAAACGAAGCUAAUAAAAGUACUGAACUGGAAAGCGAGAAGGGCAAUGACAGAACGGCCGUGUCUAUCGCAAAUGACGAUGAAGUGUCAGGCAAUGAAUGUACUGAAGCAACAGUCAGUUCAUCUGACAAGCCAUCUGCCAGUCUCGCCGAUUCUUACGAGCAGGACUGUUUAAGUGAGAAAAUUUGGGAGUUUCAUCGAAAAUCUCUGCAAACUGAACUUAUGCUUGCUAGAAAGUUACAUCUUCGUGACGCCUUAUACUAUUCAAUUGCUACUAUUUUCCCAAUGUGUGGUCUAUAUGUAGUCGGUUCGUCUCUGAAUGGCUUUGGGAGCAAUUCGUCCGACAUGGAUUUGUGUUUAAUGAUUACUGAUAAAGAGUUAGAUCAAAAGGUUGAAGCUGCGACUAUCUUACAAAAUGUUAAAGACAGUUUAAGAACUGCUUGUUACAUUCGCGAGCUCCAGCUUAUUCCUGCUAAGAUACCGAUAUUGCGAAUGAAGUUUGAGGUGCCGUACGAUGACAUUGUGGUCGAUCUUAACGCUAACAACUCUGUUUCUAUACGCAAUACUCAUCUACUGUCUUACUACUCAGCAUACGACUGGCGCGUACGACCACUAGUUAGUGUUGUUAAAGAAUGGGCGAAACGGCGAGAUAUUAAUGACGCAAAUCGGUCUUCAUUCACAUCUUAUUCUCUCGUAUUAAUGGUGAUCCAUUACUUACAAUGUGGCGCUAAACCCGCUGUACUUCCUUCUCUCCAAGUAGCUUAUCCGAAACGUUUUGGAGCCGACCUUGAUGUGCGGACUUUGAACUCGUCUACUCCAUUAGAAGGCGUUCCAGGAAUUCCGCACAACGCAUCACCAAUGCUUUCACUUGGAAAUUUGCUCAUUGGAUUUUUUCACUAUUAUGCGUUUGAGUUCGAUUAUGUUAACGAUGCUAUCUCGGUCAGACUGGGUCGUAAGAUUGAAAGACAGUUUGUGGCAAGUCGGCAAACAACUUACACUCUCAGCAUGGCCCAGUGGAACUGCAUUUGCAUAGAGGAACCUUUUUCACGAACGAACACUGCACACUCUAUGCACAAUGAAAUGCUAUUUGAUUCGAUUCGAAAAGCUUUCGAGGAAGAUUAUGAAAAGCUUUCUGAGACUCGAGACCUUGACGCAUUUUUAGACGUAAAGCCCAUCGCGCCAUUACCAUUCAUCCUUGCGAGCAAUUCCAGAUCCUCUUCUAAACCAGAACCUCUUCCUACAACAAAGAAAAACUUGCUGAAAGGGGGACCAGUUACAAAUUCGAGAAUGAAAUUACGAGAUUCCGAAAGCAUUUCCUUUGAAAAUGAUUCAGUUAAUGACGAAAAAGAUGAUAUAAGCCCACAGAACACUAAUGGAAAUGCUGUCGUACCUUUGCAGUACUCUCAAAGGCCCGAGAGUGUUUUUCGAUUAAUUGGUGAGCUUGGGCUUCUAUUGCAUUGUACUUGCGAAAAGAAGGUUCGCAUGGGUGACUGUGUUUUGCAGUCAUAUAAAGCCCACUAA
Molecule: messenger RNA, 2562 nt
Organism: Enterobius vermicularis (human pinworm)
Lineage: Eukaryota; Metazoa; Nematoda; Chromadorea; Rhabditida; Oxyuridae
Source: the annotation of a GenBank genome assembly